CUCCUUGGCAGAACGGAGAGCCCACUGACGUCCGAUCCGGGACCGUGCGCGUGUCUGCCGGGCUGCAGUUGAAGCACUCCGCCGUCCGGAGGUCUAAGGUGGGCGGAGACUUGAGAUCGAGGUCCUCCCGUGUGGAGAUAGAGACGCACCGUACAUUUCGGACUCGGCACCCGCACACCCGUCCGAGGAGAGGAGGAAACAUCAUGGCAACGACUACUUGCACGCGUUUUACAGAUGAAUACCAGCUGUACGAGGAGCUUGGCAAGGGGGCCUUUUCAGUGGUGCGUCGCUGUGUCAAACUCUGUACAGGCCAAGAGUAUGCUGCCAAAAUCAUCAACACCAAAAAGCUCUCGGCCAGAGACCAUCAGAAACUGGAGCGGGAAGCCAGGAUCUGCAGAUUGCUCAAGCAUCCCAACAUUGUUCGUCUCCAUGACAGUAUCUCUGAGGAAGGCUUCCACUAUCUCCUCUUUGACCUGGUGACAGGAGGGGAGCUGUUUGAGGAUAUUGUGGCUCGAGAGUACUACAGUGAAGCAGAUGCAAGUCAUUGCAUCCAGCAGAUCCUGGAAGCCGUGCUCCACUGCCAUCAGAUGGGUGUGGUACACAGAGAUCUCAAGCCAGAAAAUCUGCUGUUGGCAAGCAAAUGUAAGAAUGCAGCAGUGAAGCUGGCUGAUUUUGGAUUGGCCAUUGAGGUUCAAGGAGACCAACAGGCUUGGUUUGGCUUUGCGGGGACUCCCGGCUACUUGUCCCCAGAAGUGUUGAGGAAAGAGGCAUAUGGUAAACCUGUAGACAUUUGGGCAUGUGGUGUGAUCCUCUACAUCCUUUUGGUUGGGUACCCUCCGUUCUGGGAUGAGGACCAGCAUAAACUCUACCAACAGAUCAAAGCUGGAGCGUACGACUUUCCCUCCCCAGAGUGGGACACAGUGACUCCCGAGGCUAAAAAUCUGAUCAACCAGAUGCUGACUAUUAAUCCAGCCAAGAGAAUCACUGCCCAGGAGGCUCUGAAGCACCCAUGGGUCUGCCAACGCUCAACGGUGGCCUCUAUGAUGCACAGACAGGAGACAGUCGAGUGCCUGAAGAAGUUUAAUGCCAGGAGGAAACUCAAGGGGGCUAUUUUAACCACCAUGCUCGUCUCCAGGAACUUCUCUGUGGGCCGUCAGACUACAGCUCCUGCUGCUGUCAGCACUGUGGCAGGAACCACAGCUGGCAUCGUGGAACAAGCCAAGAGUCUCCUCAACAAGAAGGCUGAUGUCAAGCCCCAGACAAACAGCACGAGAAACAGCAUAGUCACCAGUCCCAAAGGCAACAUCCCUUCUGCUGCACUGGAGCCUCAGACUACUGUUAUCCAUAAUCCAGUAGAUGGGAUCAAGGAAUCAUCUGACAGCAACAACACAACUAUUGAGGAUGAAGAUGUGAAAGCUCGCAAACAGGAGAUCAUAAAGAUCACGGAGCAGCUUAUUGAAGCUGUCAAUAAUGGAGACUUUGAGGCCUAUGCGAAGAUCUGCGACCCCGGACUGACCUCAUUUGAGCCUGAGGGGCUGGGUAAUCUGGUGGAGGGAAUGGACUUCCAUAGAUUUUACUUCGACAACCUCCUCUCAAAGAACAGCAAACCUAUCCACACCACCAUCCUUAACCCUCAUGUGCAUAUAAUUGGAGACGAGGCCGCCUGCAUUGCCUACAUUCGCCUGACACAGUUUGUGGAUGGGCAGGGCCGUCCCCGCUCCAGCCAGUCAGAAGAAACCAGGGUAUGGCACCGCAGGGACAGCCGAUGGCAAAAUGUCCACUUCCACUGCUCAGGAGCUCCUGCUGCUCCACUGCAGGGAUGAGGCAUUAUGAGGAGGAGGAGAGGAGCAGGAAAGGAACAAGCAGAUAAUCACAGAGAAGGAAGCAGCACUGAGAGAGAGGUGCAGAUGGAUGUGUGGUGGGGUUAAAGGAAUCUGAUUUUGGGAUUGUGGUCAUCCUCCUGCACUCUGCACACCCACUUCUCUCUCUCUCCGUCUACAACUUUGACAACAGCAGAUAGUAAUACCAGUGCUCCCAUCUCCUGACAGCAGAGGGCACAGCAGCUACAACAAGGAAACUCUUUUAACACUUUGGCCUGCCUACAGCAAACAUAAAGCUAUUGCUCCUUACUUCUAGUAUAAUUAUGGCCACUGUCUGUCCUUGUGUUCUUUCAGCUGUACAGUCUGUUUAUUAGCCAUUUUAAUCCUUUCUUCUUCUUUUUUUAUGACAAUGCAUGACACCUACCUGUAUUGUCAUUAACAGUGGUUGUUUUUCUGCACGACUAAGGCUGCCUGUGUGAAAUGAACAAUCAGUACUACAUGUCUCACAGAGAGAGUUGUUUGUUGCUCUGGAGUGUAGUUGACCCCAAAUCGAUGCCUCUGUGUGUCCACCCCCACCCACAACCUUCUCUGUGAGACAGUGAAGACCAUGCAGCAUGCUAAAAUGUUACUGUCGUUCUUAAUUGAUUUUUAUGUACUCAACAUUGCAAGUUAACUACUGAAACUAUGGCUGAAAUGAUAGUAUCCUGACGUUUAUGUAAAUUUCCAGUUUUAUUGUGGUGACUUACCUACAGUUAAGCUGUAGAUGAUAUUUAAUUGCAUGAUGCUCCAAGUUAAUGCAUUUGGUAAGUUGGGUGUUGUCGUGCAUUUUUGUUGCUUUUCUCAUUUUUUGGACUGCUGGUGAACUAUAAUCUGUUGCCUCGGCUUUCUGGGUUUGUAAGUGCAUAAACAGUUUUUGUUGACAUGAUAGUGUUAUAUAUGAGGAUUCUGGUAAUGACCAUGACAGAAUAUGUCUGGUUUGCCUCCUGAUCAGAUUUUAAAUGGCUCAUUACUGUUUCAGUGACAACAAACAACAUCCUAAAUGAGCCUUUUGAAUUUCUUAGAUUGGAACCAGAUAUGACUAAUGUAAAAGGUGACAACUUAAACUUAACAUGUGGGUGUUUGGUUGUUACUUUUGCUUACUUUAAUUUAAAGACUUGAAGAUAUGUUGCAUGUUAAAGAACAAAGCUAAACAAAGUAUUGGUACCAGAAACUUACAGCCAAGGUCAAAGUUCCCAAAGUAAGAUCACACAGUUUGUUUAUUUGGACUUUUAAAAAUAUAAUUUAUUUGCCAAAUUAUGUUUCGGGAGGCUGCGGCUCAGGAGGCAGAGCAGGGUGUGUACUCGUAUGAAUGUUUGUGUGAAUGAUGCCUGUCGUAAGAAAGCACUUAAUUAGAGUAGAAAAGUGUUAUAUAAGUACAGGUCUGUUUUACCCUGUUUUGUUGUCCAUGUACAAAAAUCCUUUUCAUCUUAUAAAAAUGCAUUUUUUAGAUGACUGGGUAAUAUUAUUUAGUCAGUGAGAGGUAGGAUUAUAUCAAGAUACAAGGGAGUCCUUAAAGAAUUACAAAGUUCAUUUUUAGUUGUCCUGCCACAAAAUUACCAUUUUAAUAUGGUAACAAUAUAAUGAAGUUAUAUACGGAGAAGAAAUCUAUUUUCACCUGCUCCAUUAUUCACAAGAGGCCACCACCGCAGGCUCCACAUGUUUGAUUUGGAAGAUUUUUUUUAUGCCAAAUGCCCUUCCUGACACAAGCCCAAAGAGAUUUAUCUCUUCCUCCCAGAAUUCACUUGAUAGCAAAUGUGUAAAACACUACACUUAAGAGCAACCAGCCAAAGAGAGACACUUAAUGAUGGACAUAGUGGAGCACUUGGCAGAUAAAGUGACAACUGUUGAGGGACCUCAAGAGUUGGUGGAAAUCAAAAACAGAACUAUAAGAGAGUGAAAAGGAGUGAAAACUAUAUUUAUUAUCAACCUUGGUUGAGCUGCAUUUGACUAUUUUUGGAACAAAAACAUCACAGUCCCCGUAUCAUUUUUAUAAUGCUUUUUUUUUCUCUCAUUUAUAAACUCAAGAAUUUUUCUCUGGCUUUGUAACAAGAACAAGUGAGGCUUGCUGUAUCUCAAAAUUCCUUUAAGGAUCCUCAUUUCCAUAAAGCUCCAGGGUUCAUUUUGUCCUUACAGUUGCAGAGCCUAAAACAAGGACAUUUUCACAAAACUAUGGAACUCCCCUGGUCCCAGCGUGUGAAAUAAUGCAAAAAAUUAAAACAGAAAAAAAAUGUGUUAGAAAGAUAACUUUGUGUUUCAGCAGGAUAUCAAGAUUAGGUGCUUAAGUGAUCAUGUAAAUUUGAAAUGUGUGGUCAUACUGGCAAUUAGCAAAGUAAUGGUUCUCACCACCCAUUCUGAUAAUGAUGUAAAAUAAGAAGAAGUGCUUUCAUUGUUUCAUUCAGUCAUAAAAGUUAGAGGAAGUAUUAAAAAACAUAGUAAGCACCUAAAUUUGGAGAGACAUAUACUGACUUUACUAAGCCAAGGCUGUGAUUUGGUGUUUCACACUUUGUAAGAAUAGUGAAUUGUGUUAAAAACAAGUCAGUUUAACACAUAAUAAAUGAGCCAAAGCAGUCACUGAUUGGUGACUGAUUAUUUACAUUAUAAAAUGCACAGAGGUAUAAUCAGACACUCUCCAGGUUCUGUUUUUGUUUGUUUGUUUUUACCAUGUGUAUCAGUGACACCCCCCCGGUUAAGUCGUUAGGAUAAAACCAUAAAUUUUGCUUCCUGUUCAAGCCAAAUCUGUCAGUACUUUAAUUGGAUUACUGUUUACUUAGAGUUAGUGUCCACUUUGAAAGCUAUGCCUUCUUACAAUAAUUAGGCUUUGGCCUGAGUGUUAAGCUUAGGCUUCAGCUAAAAAGGCUAUUUAAACUGUAUUUAAAGACCUUUGUCAUUUCUUCUCCUAUGUUCAGGUAAGCAAUUAGGACAUGACCAAUGAUGAUCAUGACUAUAUGUGAAACAAAGCUUUUAUCAUGUAUUUUUUGUAUUUAUUAUAUGAUGAUGAUUAUCCAUAUUAAAAUGUGAUCAGAUGUAAUCAGUGUGUGAACCAAUAAACUGAAAAUUCAGAGUC
This is a messenger RNA of Archocentrus centrarchus (flier cichlid), 4923 nucleotides long. RefSeq names its product calcium/calmodulin-dependent protein kinase (CaM kinase) II beta 2 (gene camk2b2). The record is from RefSeq and is a predicted model, not a curated record. The transcript has 21 exons. Gene Ontology annotation, molecular function: calmodulin binding; calcium/calmodulin-dependent protein kinase activity; ATP binding. Gene Ontology annotation, biological process: protein phosphorylation. NCBI's taxonomy places the organism in Eukaryota, Metazoa, Chordata, Actinopteri, Cichliformes, Cichlidae. Bases 204 to 1823 code for a protein of 539 amino acids.